AAAUCAACCCAUUUUAUGGCCGUGUUGAUCCGAUCCAGUCAAUUGUUGGUACUUAGUAGACCCGACACUAAUUUAAACCCACGACCCCGCACCCAAUUCCUCUCGCUUGUCCAAUUUUGGGAUUGUCGUCUCCGGAAAAUGCAAGCGAAACACCUCAUUCACGAGCUUCUCCGGCGCUCAAUGAGACACAGAGCUCAUCAUACCAAUCCGUAUCUUCACUUCGCAUGUAAUGCGCUAUGCACUGUCACGGAAUUACCCAAGUCCGAUUUUCCCGAGUCACCCGACCUCCCCAGUUGGCUCAAAUCCCCGGAACCACCAGUUACAGAUUCAAGCUGUGAUGAUUUUGUGAUUCCUUCACUUGCGAGUUGGGUUGAGAGUCACAAUCUCCAAGAUCGUAGCAAAUUUGUGAGGCCUUCGCCAGUUGAACAGCCGAUCAAAAGCGACGCGGACAAAAUCAGUGGAAUUCUGAAGAAUCGGUACCCUUCACCGGAGAGUUUCGUUGAAGCUCUAGAUGGGUGUGGUGUCGACGUAUCAGAUUCUCUGGUGGCUCAAAUUCUUAAGAGAUUUAGUAAUGAUUGGGCCCCUGCUUUUGGGGUUUUCACUUGGGCAAAAACACAAACAGGUUAUGUUCAUUCGUCUGAACUGUAUAAUGCUAUGGUUGAUAUAUUAGGGAAGUGCAAGAAGUUUAAUCUUAUGUGGGAGUUGGUCAAAGAAAUGGAUGGAUUCAAAGGGUAUGUUACAUUGGUCACAAUGACUCAGGUUAUGAGAAGACUUGCAAGGGCUGGGAGGUAUGAGGAGGCAAUAGAAGCAUUUAAAGGACUGGAGCAAUUCGGAGUUGAGAAAGACAUUAACGCAUUAAAUGUUUUACUUGAUGCCUUGGUCAAAGAAAAUAGUGUUGAGCAUGCUUAUGAGGUGUUUCUUGAGUUCAAGGAUUUGACACCAUUGAAUUUGCGAACUUUCAAUAUUUUGAUACAUGGCUGGUGCAAGGCUAGGAAGUUUGAUGAUGCUCAAAAGAUGAUGAAUGAGAUGGAGAGGCAUGGCUUUCGUCCCAAUGCAGUUACUUACACUUCUUUUGUGGAAUCAUAUAGUCGGGAAAAGGAUUUUCGCAAGGUUGAUGCUAUUAUGGAUGAAAUGGGCGAAAAGGGUUGCAAGCCUAGUGUAGUGACUUACACUAUUGUCAUGCAUGCCCUAGGGAAGGCAGGGCAGAUCAAUGAAGCACUGAAUGUUUAUGAGCAGAUGAAAAAGGAUUGUGUGCCAGAUGCUCCAUUCUACAGCUCUUUGAUUUUCAUUCUAAAUAAGGCGGGUAGGCUUAAGGAUGCUAAUGAAGUGUUUGAGGACAUGGAAAAGCAAGGAGUUAGCCGGGAUUUAUUGACAUAUAACAGUAUGAUUUCUUCUGCUUGCGCGCAUUCUCAAGAGGAGAAUGCUUUGAAGUUGCUUCGGAAAAUGGAAAAGGAUUCAUGCAAACCAGAUCAUAAGACUUAUGCACCGUUGCUGAAAAUGUGCUGCAGGAAGAAGUGGAUGAAGGUGCUCGACUUUCUUUUGAGCCACAUGUUUAAGAAUGAUGUCAGUAUUGAUCUAGGAACCUUUACUCUGUUGAUACAUGAGCUGUGCAAAAGUGGGAAACUUGAUAGGGCUUGCUUGUUCUUUGAGGAAGCAAUUUUGAAGGGAAUGAUUCCUAUGGAUAGCACUUGCAGGAUGUUGGUAGAGAAGCUCGAGCAUAAGAAUAUGACCGUAGAUAAGGAAAGGAUCGAGCUAUCAAUGCUUCGGGCGGUAGAAUGAGAUAGUUGUCGGAUAUAUUCUCACGUACCCCAACUGUUAUUCUUCUCAUGGUGUCAUGCUAGUUAACUGACCUGCAAUGGACAAACCAAUCCAGUCACUCGGCAAGCUGACAACUGAAACAAGAAUGAAUAACUAUCAGCCUAUGGUAUGGGGUCAUCUUAUGUAAUGUGUUCCCUUCUGUGGACAGUUAUUUUCGUUAUUGUGUCUAAGGAUUGCAAAGGAAAGCUUAGAAGUUCAUUCCUCUCUAAACAAUAAAUUAUCUAUAGCCUGGAAAGUUGAAUGGUUUCA
Molecule: messenger RNA, 2067 nt
Organism: Tripterygium wilfordii
Lineage: Eukaryota; Viridiplantae; Streptophyta; Magnoliopsida; Celastrales; Celastraceae
Product: pentatricopeptide repeat-containing protein At3g22670, mitochondrial-like
Exons: 1
Coding region: 16-1779 (587 amino acids)
Molecular function (GO): protein binding
Source: RefSeq, a predicted model, not a curated record